GUGCCCCUUCCUUUUGUGGCGCCCUUUCAGAACCACGGAAGAGUACGAAACACCCUGGCUGGCUUCAUUUUGCGAUUGCUACAAUCUCGAUUCGUAUCCACACACAGCGUCGAUGGCCGAUCCUGUCAAACGAGAGCCCAUCGCUUCGUCGGUCCCACGGACUUCGACCACACCUGCCACCGUCAUAGCAUCUCGCAGCUAUCCACAGCAGGUGCCAUCAUCACAGGAACCCGCGAGAAAGAAGAAAGCGACCAACCAAUCUUCUUCCCACGAGUCGCCGCGGCCAUCAAGUCAACCUAUUGCCGCGACAUUAGAAAUGUCCCCCAAGAGUCAAUGCAGCAACAGCAGCAGCACGGACGAAGGUGCGGCCGCCGCCGCCACUCUGGACGACGAUAACGACAUGAACGAUGACGAGGAGCAGAUUGACGUCGACUACUAUAGCUCGACGAGCGAAAACGAAUUCGACGACGACGACAUGGGCGUAGACGACGACGAAGACGAAGAAGACAUUGAACUCGACCAGCUGAGUCUUCAAAACGGAAAGUCGUGCAGCGUCGAGGGCUGUACGCGCGGGGCCAAGCGGGGCGGGGUGUGCAUCGCGCACGGCGGUGGCCGGCGGUGUCAGGCCGACGACUGUCAGUGCUCCGCCGUGGGCGGUGGCUUUUGCAUCGCACACGGAGGCGGCAAGAAGUGCACGUUUGAGGGAGGAUGCGAGAAUAGCGCCCGCAGUCGGGGCUUGUGUCCGGCCCACGGCGGCGGCACCCGUUGCCGCGCCGAAGGAUGCACCAAGCACGUGGUCAGUGGGGGACGAUGCGUGGCCCACGGAGGUGGGCGGCGGUGCAAAGCGGACCAAUGUGUCAGCUCGGCCGUAUCCCGCGGUCUCUGUGUGAUGCACGGCGGCGGGCGCAAGUGCAAGGCCGACGGGUGCAAGAAGCACGUGGCGUCGGCGGGUCUCUGCCGCGCUCACGGAGGUGGCCGGCGAUGCAAGAUGGAUGCAUGCAUGAGCAGCGCGCAGAGCCGCGGACUGUGCUACGUCCACGGCGGCGGGGGGCGGUGCCAGAAAAAAGGGUGCAGUUCGUCGGCCAAGAAGGGCGGGUAUUGCAUCGCCCACGGUGGCGGCCACCGCUGUAAAAUGGAUGGCUGCAAGAGCUCUGCCGUCAGCGGCGAGUUAUGCCGCGCGCACGGAGGCGGCAAGCGCUGCAGCAUCGCGGACUGCAAGAGCAGCGCCAAGACCGGUGGGCUGUGCAUUGCGCACGGCGGGGGCAAGCGGUGCAUGGUGGACAGCUGCCGGAGUAGCGCUCAGCGCAUGGGGUUGUGCAAAGCCCACGGGGGCGGCCGCAAGUGCAACACGGACAGCUGCGCCAACAGCGCCGUAAGUCGGGGAAAGUGCAUUGCCCAUGGUGGGGGAAAGCGGUGCAUCAUCCCAGGCUGCUCCACCACAGCGCGCAAAGGGGGGUUCUGUUUUGCGCACGGGGGGCGUAGCUUGAAGGAUUUGAAAGAGUGCGAUCCAGCGCGUUUCGUCGUGGGCAAGAUCACAGUCGAAGAUGGAGGGGAUAGCGACGACACGGUGGUCGUGCUGCAGCAUGAAAACAACCACCCGAGCCCUAUCAAGGUCCAGAAGACUGAUGACGAGAGCACCAACCAAGAAGAACACCCCGUGGGUGACGAAGAUAUGGAACCAGGGGAGAACAAGGCGAAAGAACAGAAGCGACCGAGUGGGUACUCUUGGGAACGGCUGCAAGAGACUGUGUUGCUCGAGUCCAAGGCCCAAGGCAUCGCGUGUGAAGAUGAAAAAUCGCCCGCCGACGGGGACGACGACGAUGGCGACAAUUCGUUCCGACUGCUCGUGUCGGCAGUGCUGUGCAAAUAGCCUACGUGCGAUGUCUACGUGUUGGAUGUGUGGUCGUGGCGAUGUGUAUCUUAAUUUUCAUUAACAAAUGUGAGUAAAUUAUACUAACGUUAGUACAGUA
Aphanomyces astaci is the source of this 1970-nucleotide messenger RNA. RefSeq lists its product as hypothetical. The transcript has a single exon. Lineage: Eukaryota; Oomycota; Saprolegniomycetes; Saprolegniales; Verrucalvaceae. The record is from RefSeq and is a predicted model, not a curated record. Bases 113 to 1870 code for a protein of 585 amino acids.